Messenger RNA from Toxorhynchites rutilus septentrionalis, 2358 nucleotides. RefSeq names its product 6-phosphofructo-2-kinase/fructose-2,6-bisphosphatase 4 (gene Pfrx). The transcript has 9 exons. Gene Ontology annotation, molecular function: 6-phosphofructo-2-kinase activity; fructose-2,6-bisphosphate 2-phosphatase activity; ATP binding. Gene Ontology annotation, biological process: fructose 2,6-bisphosphate metabolic process; fructose metabolic process. The record is from RefSeq and is a predicted model, not a curated record. Lineage: Eukaryota; Metazoa; Arthropoda; Insecta; Diptera; Culicidae. Gene Ontology annotation, cellular component: cytosol. The coding region runs from base 13 to 1665 and encodes 550 amino acids.
CAACAGUUCAAAAUGGAUGUGAUUUUAAGUAAUACCGUCGUGUCCCCGUCCGGUAAUGUGGUAGCUACUAAUGGUGGUGGCAGCAGCAGCACUGGCGCUGUUUUGCCGCCAUCCGCGGCCCGCUCGCUGCGAGUACGCACAUCGAGCCAAAGUGGAAAAUAUAACGAAAGCACCGUUCUCAGCGAGAUCCAGCUCUGUCCCAGUGUGAUGUCCGAAGAUACCAAGAAGAUGCUUCCGCCGACUACGGAAACCAUCCAGACUAAACCAUUCCCGAUAAGAGGUGAGAGGGCCAACUAUGUAAACAGUCCACAUGUCAUUGCCAUGGUAGGGUUACCAGCCCGGGGCAAAACAUACAUCUCCAAGAAGCUCUCGCGCUAUCUGAACUGGAUCGGCAUCAACACGAAGGUGUUCAACCUGGGCGAGUAUCGGAGACAUGCAACGGACGCAUACCGGAGCCAUGAGUUCUUCCGGCCCGACAACGAGGCGGCUAUGGCCAUCCGACAGCACUGCGCCGAAAUGGCACUCGAGGAUGUCUGCCAGUGGCUUGAGAAUGGGGGAGAAGUGGCGGUGUUUGAUGCAACGAAUUCAACCCGCGAAAGACGGCGGAUGAUCCGUGAAAUCAUCGUACACAAAAUGGGCUAUAAGCUGUUCUUCGUGGAGUCUAUUUGCGAUGAUCCGCAGAUCAUCGAGCAGAAUAUUAUGAUGAAGCUCAGCUUUAUGGAGCACUUACCGUCUCCGCUGGUGGUGUCUGAUGUUUCCGAGGAAGUGAAAGUCAGCAGCCCGGACUACCGCAACAUGAACAUGGACGAGGCGCUGUCCGACUUUCGACUGCGCAUUGAGCACUACCAGGAGCGCUACGAGCUGCUGGACGAGGACAUCGAGAAGGACCUGUCGUACAUGAAGAUCUACGACACCGGCGAGAAGGUGGUGGUCCACAAGCACGAGGGACACAUCCAGUCGCGGAUUGUGUACUACCUGAUGAACAUUCACAUCACGCCUAGGACAAUCUAUCUGACGCGGCACGGUGAGAGUGAUCACAAUCUAGAAGGACUAAUCGGCGGUGAUUCGAAUCUGAGCGAUCGCGGACGUCGGUACGCGCGGGCCUUGGCAAAAUACAUCGAAGAGCAGCACAUUGAGGGUUUGCGAGUCUGGACCUCGUGGCUGAAGCGCACAAUCCAAACGGUGGCCGAUGUUAACGCACCCCAGGAGCGCUGGAAGGCACUCAAUGAAAUCGACGCCGGUAUCUGCGAGGAAAUGACCUACGAAAACAUCCAGGCAAAGUUCCCGGAAGAGUUCAAAGCACGGGACCAGAACAAGUUUGCCUACCGCUACCCUCGGGGUGAGAGUUAUGAGGAUUUGGUCGUCCGAUUGGAGCCGGUCAUGAUGGAACUGGAACGACAGGGUAAUGUGCUGGUCGUGUCCCACCAGGCUGUUCUUCGGUGCGUUCUGGCGUACUUCUUGGACAAGACGGCAGAUGAACUUCCCUACUUGAAAGUACCCCUGCAUACGAUCAUCAAACUGACUCCGGUCGCCUACGGAUGCAAGGUGGAACACAUUAAGCUCCCCAUUGACGCGGUCGAUACACAUCGUGCGAAGCCGGAGGUACCCGGUUCGUUGGAUACCAAGUUUGUCACCCAAAAACACGAGGAGACGACACUAGAUUGAACUACCCAUUGAACUCCACUCCAUUCUCCUCAAGGAAUAUGUUUCAUCGUAGCUGGCCAUGACCAGAAGCAUUUCCCCACUCUCCCACCCCUCCGACUGACAGCAACAACACAACAACAACAAACGCAUGUGUCUGUUCCUCCAUCUUUGUUCAAUGUGCGUAAGUAAACAAUAAAAGAGGGAGAGAGAGAGAGAGAAAGAGCAAACCACUUUCGAAUGUGAUUAUGUUGAAAUGCAUUUGAAUAUGAGACUCGCGCUCUUGGCAUCAGCAUCUUAUUAGUUGGUUUUUCAAAUUUUUAUCACUUUUCAUGUUGCAUUUUACUAGUUAGCGAUAGACCUACUCUACAAGAGACUUAAUCUUAGCCGUAUAAUCUACACGAUGUACUGAGAGAAUAGCGAAAGCAAACUAAGAGAAACAAUAGAAAUCACUGUGGUGAACGUUUUGAUAUAUAGCUGUAUUAUAUCGAUUCCAACUUUUUGUAUACAACACUAAACGGCACGAAGCGAACGAAUGUCUAUCUAGUAGAAGAAGAAAAGAAGAAAAACGAGAAAGAGAACGCUAAACGAGGCACGACCAUUAUAAUAGGUGUUUAAACAUAGUUUUUGUGAGUCAGCAGCCCAGCAGCGAAGAAUAAAUAUGAAAUAUACACAACUCGAACAAUAUCCCGGAGAUUAAAUCUCUGGCUAAAUGUG